CAUCAUCUCGAGUCUUGACUAAGGACUGUGAAGUGAAGCCAUAACCUGUUUAAAGCCAGCAGCUAUGAAUUCAGUCGUCAUCACCGUUCUCAUCAGCCUGCUUGUCCUCUGUGCACAAGGACAACAGGACACGUCGAGUAAGUGCAAGUGCUCCAAAGAUUUUGUGGGCAGGAUCAACUCAAGGCAGAUCAAAGGAGAGCCGCUCGUACUCCCCCCGAGUAUCUUCUGUCCACACACAGAGAUUAUUAUUACAACAACAGCCGAUAAGGAGAAAUGUGUCAAUCCAAAGUCACAAUUUGGACAACUCAUUCUGAAGAACAAAGACAAGCAGGAGAAGAAUGGAGCCGGCAGCAAGACAACAACAACAACAACAACAACGACCAUGAUGGCGGCUUCAAGUCAAUGAACACUUGGAGCACAAAGAGACUUCCACAGUAACCGAACUUUAAGACUCCACUGCUGCACUGAAGACAACAGAAAGGAACUGAAACAGCGUUGCUACAAUAGAAGAAGUUGUUUUUUAUCUUUGCCUCUGGCAUGUAAAUAAUUGUAUGUAAAUGAUCCAAAUGUUCUCAAUGUCCAGUAAUUAUUUCUGUGCUCUGAAUUUAAAUUAUCUUCAUGUAGGCUUUGUAUAUAUGUAUGUGUAUAUAAAUUAUCUGUAAAUUCUUUUUUAUACUGAAAAUAAAUAACAGCUGAUUGGA
Plectropomus leopardus (leopard coralgrouper) is the source of this 701-nucleotide messenger RNA. The record is from RefSeq and is a predicted model, not a curated record. Lineage: Eukaryota; Metazoa; Chordata; Actinopteri; Perciformes; Serranidae.